Molecule: messenger RNA, 1729 nt
Organism: Struthio camelus australis
Lineage: Eukaryota; Metazoa; Chordata; Aves; Struthioniformes; Struthionidae
Source: RefSeq, a predicted model, not a curated record
GUCUAGGGUCCAAAGCCUGCUGAAAUCCGUGCGAGUCCUUCCCCUGGUCGGGGGUUUUGAACUGAGUUUAAACAUUUUGAAACUAGUGAGCAGUGGCAGUACGAUUCCUAACUGUGUAUGACAUGCAGGACUGUGGUAUGUGACAGGCUAUUCAAAUACAUGAGUUUUGUUAUUACUUUCAGUCUUCAAUGUUGCCUCUCUUUAGAAGAGCUUAAAAAUACCUUCAGAAAUUCCUGAGUUCAGUCACCCAGAAAUCCCAGGACAGGCUCUGCCUUGAUGAGCUAGAACAGGUUAAAGGGAUGAAAUUGCCCUCCGCACUGUUGGAAAGCCCUCUGCAUGCUCACGAAGGUACCGUGCAAGGAGGGGUCCCGGGCCAGCGCAGUGGGAAGGACACCCGGAGGGUCCGCCACGGCCCAGCCGCGGCAGGAAAACCUGAGGCCGGGAUGAAGACGGAGAAGAGUCAAAUUAUUACCUUCAGAGGAUACCCUAGUGAGGAGUAUGAAGUGGCAACAGAAGAUGGAUAUAUCCUUUCCAUUAACAGAAUUCCAUAUGGAAGAAAAGGAUAUGAGAGGAACAAAGGUCCAAAGCCUGCUGUGUUUCUGCAGCAUGGUUUGCUUGCAGAUGGCAGUAACUGGAUCACAAACCUGGAUUACAACAGCCUUGGCUUUAUGCUGGCAGAUGCUGGCUAUGAUGUAUGGCUGGGAAACAGCAGAGGGAACACCUGGUCCAGGAAACACAUACACUUCACAGUGAAGCAAGAGGAAUUCUGGGUUUUCAGCUUUGAUGAAAUGGCUAAGUAUGACAUUCCAGCCUUUGUGGACUUUAUUUUGAAGAAAACUGGCCAGGAACAAGUAUUUUACGUUGGCCAUUCACAGGGCACCACAAUGGCUUUCAUUGCUUUUUCAACUUUACCACACCUGGCUAAGAAAAUCAAAAUGUUCUUUGCCUUGGCACCUGUAGCUACAGUCAAGUUUGCCACUAGCCCUCUGGUAAAAUUGGGAGUGUUUCCUGACCUGCUAUUCAAGGAUAUGUUUGGAAAGAAACAAUUUCUUCCUCAGAAUUCCUUGUUGAAGUGGCUUGCUACCCAUGUUUGCACCCAUAGACUACUCGAUGACCUUUGUGGCAACAUAUUCUUUCUUCUGUGUGGUUUUAAUGAGAGAAACUUGAAUAUGAGCCGAGUGGAUGUGUAUUCAACACACUGUCCUGCGGGAACAUCUGUACAAAACAUGAUCCACUGGAGCCAGGCUGUGAGAUCUGGGGAAUUCAAAGCUUAUGACUGGGGAAGCAAGACUGCAAAUAUGGCUCACUACAACCAGUCUACUCCCCCUUUCUACAAAAUAAAAGAGAUGACUGUGCCAACUGCUGUGUGGACUGGUGGACAGGACUGGCUGGCAGACCCAAAGGAUGUUGCCAUGCUGCUCACUCAGAUCACAAACUUGGUUUACCACAAAAACAUUCCAGAAUGGGAACAUUUGGAUUUCAUCUGGGGUCUUGACGCACCUUACCGCAUGUAUAAUGAAAUAAUGAACUUGAUGAGGAAAUAUCUCUAAACCUGCGUGGUAUUUCAUGAGGGCUAGUCCAUCAGAAAUUCAUCUUUCUGGAGCAUGUACUUUUCUAGCAGUGAUGCUACACUUUUUUUAUGACGCAUUUUUAAAAUGCCAGCAAUGAUUGCUGAAUUGGAUUCAUAUUUGGUUUGGUUUUUUCAGUAUUGUUUCUCUCUUUUUGCACA